AAUAAAAUAAAUUUCAAUAGAUGACAAGUAAAUCAAUUAACUCAAGAUUACAGACUUUACAAUAGUACGACCCCACAGAACAGAUCCUAUCCCGGUAAGGUCGUAAACAAAACACGAUCCCAAACAACAAAUCGGAAUUUAAUUUUAUCAGCUCUUUUUCCCUACUAGACAAAAUUGUAUUAACCCGAUACUAGCACUAGCAGCGCUCAUUUCCGUGUUCCCAUCGACCACCACGUUGUCAUUGGCGUUUUCUCUAUUUCUUUUUCAUCUCGUCCUCUUAUCCCUCUCACUACUCCACCUUAACUAUCUUCCCUAACUUCCUUCUUCUUCAUCAAUGGCGCCAAUCCAACAACUCAAAUCCCAAAUUUCACUUUAAUUCAUCACAUCAAUCUCAUUCUUCCUUAAUCCCAAUUUUCAAUCUCAAUUUCCCCCCAAAACCAACCAUGUUUUCUGCAAAUCUAAGCACUUCUCCUUCCUUAAUCACUCCGAAAACUUCAACUUCAAAUUUAAAACCCUACUUUCUCUCUCCUCGUUCUGUCACAAUUCAAUCACGUGCCCCCGAUUUCUCUGCAGCUUCUUCUUCAUCUUCUUCUCCUGAUUGGUUUCAAUUUCCCGAUAUUUCUGGACCUCGGAUUCCCCGAGAAAACGACGCCGUUUCAGAGGGUAGCAGCAGCAGCAGCAGCCGAGAUAGCAAUGAUUCUAUGUUGAAUGGGAAGAGAGAGAAGAAAUGGUCGAGAAAUAGAGAGAGUUAUCUAAGGGAUGAUUCUGAGCCUCUUCCUCUUCCUAUGACUUUUUCCGAUAUUACCCCUACUUCUCUUGAGGAAAUUGAUCGUCGUCUUCGUUGUGAUCCUCAACUUGAGGAUAUGUUCAAAAGAUAUCAGCCCGGAAGGAGUUUGAAUCGAUGGAGGAUUAAAAACCACCUUGAUCUCAGUAGAAACUUGUUAGUUCUUCUAGCUUCAAUGUUUAUGUACAUUCAAGAUUAUUCUGAUGAGAAAUGUUCCUAUACCCUUAUUUAUCAGAACAGAUUUACAGAAAAAAAGAACUUUUAUGAAUUUUGUUAUGGAAUAUUUAAUGAAAAUUUUCUAGUAUCUGAUCUUACUAUUCUGGAAAUAUUAAUUAUAUUUGUUCACAAUCUUUAAAUUGGAAUGCAACCUGGGAUAAAACACAUAUAUGACCUCGUGCAACUCACGUCUACAGAUCAUGUACUCUUCAUUUUGAAUAGAAGUAUAUUUUAUUGCCAUUCCUGUUAAUUGUUCUUUGUAAGCAAACAGCAUGUAAGUGGCGAUUUCGUCGAAUUUGCCCCUGAAGAGAUGGUCACAAAUGCUUGUUAUUGUCAUUUCCACAGUUCUACCUCUUGCUGUUUACUCAGUCUUCAGUUUGUAUUGCUGGAUUGUUCUUUGAUGUGUUCAUACUUCAACCCUGUCUGACAAAAGUGACAAUGAAUACUAAAGCUGAAACAAAAGCAAUGUAUAGCUGUUUUCAAAGGCUGAUUGAUGGUUGAGAUAUUUUGUGUUUAUUUUAAUCCACAAUAACAUCAUUCACCUACCUCUUUAACAUGUCCUUUCUUUCUCUUCCUCCUUUUGGGAGAAUGUAACUGGUAAUUCAAGCCUUCAAGGAAGCAGUAUUUGGCUGUCUCAUCUCCAGACCAGGGUGUGGUUUGAGGAAGUCUAUAGCGAUUUCGCUAUGUAUACUUGUUACACUUCAUUUAUCAAGAAGAUUGACACUUUGACAUGUAUACAAAUAUCCAUGGCCAAUCCCAUUGUAGUUGUUGCUGCUGCAGUUGCUGUCAUUGUCUCCAUGGUGUUACUUAUAUUGCUGCUGCUUCUGCCACAGCCAUUUGCCUUCUCUGUAAUGUUUCAUCUGAUAGUAAUAUGACUUAUAGGAGUAGUAGCAGGUUUUGAAAGGUAGUACCUUCGGAUAACUACCUUAAGAAUGUCAAGCAUAGUUUCCUAGGCCUUAAUCUGAUGUGUGCAUGUUUCUGUCAAACCUGAAGUUAAUCAGAUGCCUUCUGGCUUCAUGGAAUGCUUUGUUGUCUAGUUUGGUACUCCAAACUCUGUCUUAACAAGUCACGGGGUAUAAGGUUUUCUGGUUUUGGAGAUUGACAAGGUAUCUUGUUGUAAUGGUAGUGUUAGGAACCGUAAGGGGUACAUCUAGGAAAUGAAAUGUAUGAAAAAUUGAAAAGAUGAUGAUUAUUUGCAGUUUUCUUUUUGUGGAAAGUGCUAUGAAUUUUGUACUAUUUUUUCCAUAAUUUUUAUUUUUUUGGGUUACAAAAUGAUACAAUUAUUACCAUUGUCAGUCUAUCACCAUUAAGCAUCGAUACAUAAUACAUAUGAAG
Chenopodium quinoa (quinoa) is the source of this 2335-nucleotide messenger RNA. Its product is annotated as protein disulfide-isomerase SCO2-like. The transcript is spliced from 2 exons. Lineage: Eukaryota; Viridiplantae; Streptophyta; Magnoliopsida; Caryophyllales; Amaranthaceae. Bases 444 to 1139 code for a protein of 231 amino acids. The record is from RefSeq and is a predicted model, not a curated record.